Messenger RNA from Apis florea (little honeybee), 2170 nucleotides. RefSeq names its product ETS variant transcription factor Ets96B (gene Ets96B). Gene Ontology annotation, cellular component: nucleus. The record is from RefSeq and is a predicted model, not a curated record. Gene Ontology annotation, biological process: regulation of transcription by RNA polymerase II; cell differentiation. Gene Ontology annotation, molecular function: sequence-specific DNA binding; DNA-binding transcription factor activity, RNA polymerase II-specific. NCBI's taxonomy places the organism in Eukaryota, Metazoa, Arthropoda, Insecta, Hymenoptera, Apidae.
GAGAAGGUCACCAAUGAUUUUAAGGCCCCGCCUACCGAGCAGUGGUUGGAAGCAACCCCUAGUCAGGGUAGCCCGCGCAGGGCUGAUUUCUCUACCACGUUGUGGGCGUAGACGUACCAUAGACACAACCCCCGAUGCAUACACCCCGUCUUUUCACUGUUCACUGAGAUCAAAUCACUCGUCUCAGUUCUAUCUUUGAUCUUGACGGUGCAGUAACGUGACUUUUAAAUUACGGGACAGUUCGUGUGAUCUGUUCGGUCUGUCGAUAACCCGUGAUAUUUUCGUGAAAUUUGUGACAAACGCUUUUGGAAAAAUAGAAGUCUGAAAGGGGGGGGCAAGAAUGAAUCAGGAUCAAGAAGUACCAGUUACGACAACGGAUCUAGCUAGACUGCCGAGCGAGGAAUUCAACAGGCUAAACGAGCCGCUUCAAACAGGAUAUUGUCCCACAAACUAUCCCGUGACACAGCCGAACACCGAGGAGAAGCUGCAUCCCGAAAAUGAAAUAUACCCGACACAGGAAUAUAGACAAGAAUCAUGGCUUCAAGAUGGUAGCAGCUGCGAAACGGAAGACAGCGAGCAGUACGUGCCGGAAUUCCAUCGUAUGUCAAACGCGAGCGUCAAGCAGGAAUCGGCCAACUGCGGAAGAAUCAACGAUACUAAUUACUCGCAGUAUCAAUCGGUGAACCAUCCGCAGAGCAGCACCUUCCUCGACCUCGAUCCUGAGAAUCGGAAUAAUUGUUUUGGAAAUAGCAAGAUGAAUUCGCGGACGAGCGAAACCACGAAGAACGUAGCGGUGAAGGAGGAACCGGCGGACAGAGGAUACGGGGAGCCGAUAUCCGUGACGAAUAUCCCCACGUCGACGGGCCAGGAUACUCGAAACGGUAACAGCAGCAUGGUUUACCAGCCGCAAUACGGGAACGCCAGAGGCUCUCCAUCGCCAAGUCGACCAGCCAGCACCUCGUCCGCCGCUUCCCAAUGGCAGUCCGCGGUUCCCGCCUCGGGUGAAGCUUUCUUCCCGCGACAAGAGAAUUGGAGUUCGGAGGUAUACGGGAAGAGAAGCGUGACUCCCACGUGGACCGAGCUAGGGGUUCAGUUGGACAGUAGGAAUACGUCGUGGGAGAGACAGAGUAACUGUUACCAGAAGAAAGGCUCUCCCACCUCGUGGAACGCGGAUUACGCUGGCAAGAGACCAUCCUCGACGACAGGGGUGUCACCUUGGAGCGAGAUGUCGGUUGGAUAUCAGCAGCAACGCCGCGGCUCUCUGCAGUUGUGGCAAUUUUUGGUCACCUUGCUGGACGAUCCAGCGAACGCACCUUGCAUCGCGUGGACCGGUCGCGGUAUGGAGUUCAAGCUCAUCGAACCGGAAGAGGUGGCUCGUAGAUGGGGUGUUCAGAAGAAUCGACCGGCGAUGAAUUAUGACAAAUUGAGCAGAUCGUUGAGGUACUAUUACGAGAAAGGGAUAAUGCAGAAGGUGGCGGGAGAAAGAUACGUUUACAAAUUCGUCUGUGAUCCGGAAGCGCUUUUCAACAUGGCGUACGGAUCCGCGGGAUCAUCCGGGCUUCCGGGCAGCGAAGUGCAAAAUGGUGUUCGAAGCCAGUCGAUAUCCGGAAAAAUAUCGUCGUCGAACGAUGUGUCCGAUCUAUCGAAACAUCCUACCGCCGGCUACGGCGAUGCGGUUCUUGCUAUGUACUCGAACACAGCAGCAGUAUACGGACCAUCGAGUUUGCAUCAUCUGCACCAAUAUCUCGGCGGAAACGAGGGUUUCAAAGCGCCAUCGAAUAGAUACCAUUCUCAUUAUUCGCACGAGUACAACAGCACCCAUCAUCAUCCGCCAUCUAGUUACGCAGAGACCUUCCUGAACUACGGUCGUUUGUCGUCCCACGACGCUCCGACCGAGUCGAGGAGCCAAGAACUGGCGAGGAUCCCGUACACGCAGGAAACAACGGAAGGUAUCAGCAGAGAACGAGAGACGUCAUCGAUUUUAUACGACGGAGUGCAGAGAUCGCAAUUACCGGCCGCUUCUACGCUCUCCCAGCCAACCUUGCUAGACGCUACCACCACCAGCUCGAAGAUCGAGCAAACUUCUUACGCCUGCCUCGGUGUGGGUAGCUGCGUCUGCUGAAUCUAUUCCCACCUUACCGAAAGACGGAAAGUCGUCGCCUUUUCGACU